CCGAGGGGCGGGCCCUCGGAGGAGGUAACGCUGAGGGAAGAGGCGGCGGCCGCACAGCACUCGGGGAGACGGAGGAGGAUAAGGAAGGGGAGAGGAGGAAGAAGGAGAGGAAGGAGCGGUGGCUCUCGGCGGAUCCUGGUGACUCCCGGUUGCACUGUCUUCUCUAGGCUUGGAGCAGAGUGCCUUUUUCAUAAAUUAAGCUGGCUGAAAUACUCUCAUGGAUCAGACGGGAAUCUCCAAUUCAUUGCUUGCUGAGUUUCCUGUCUGGUGAAAGUCAUGUCAUCCAUAUUGCCAUUCACUCCACCAGUUGUGAAGAGACUUCUGGGGUGGAAAAAAUCUGCUGGUGGCACUGCAGGGGCUGGUGGUAGUGAGCAGAAUGGUCAGGAGGAAAAGUGGUGUGAGAAAGCAGUGAAAAGCUUAGUCAAGAAGCUAAAGAAAACAGGACAGCUGGAUGAACUUGAGAAGGCAAUUACCACUCAGAAUUGCAAUACAAAAUGUGUGACAAUACCAAGCACUUGCUCUGAAAUUUGGGGACUGAGUACACCAAACACGAUAGAUCAGUGGGAUACAACAGGCCUUUACAGCUUCUCUGAACAAACCAGAUCUCUCGAUGGCCGUCUGCAGGUGUCUCACCGCAAGGGAUUGCCACAUGUCAUUUACUGCCGCCUCUGGCGCUGGCCAGACCUUCACAGCCACCAUGAACUUAAGGCAAUUGAAAACUGUGAAUAUGCUUUUAAUCUUAAAAAGGAUGAAGUAUGUGUAAACCCUUACCACUACCAGAGAGUGGAGACACCAGUCUUGCCUCCCGUGCUCGUGCCGCGGCACACUGAGAUCCUAACGGAGCUGCCACCUCUGGAUGACUAUACCCAUUCCAUUCCUGAGAACACUAACUUUCCAGCUGGGAUUGAACCACAGAGCAAUUACAUACCAGAAACACCUCCUCCAGGAUAUAUCAGUGAAGAUGGAGAAACAAGUGACCAGCAGCUGAACCAAAGCAUGGAUACAGGGACACCUUCCACUACCCCAGGUUGCUCCCCGCACUGUCCAGCCUGGCCUUGGACACUUCCAGGAUCUCCAGCAGAGCUGUCUCCUAGUACUCUCUCUCCAGUUAAUCAUAGCCUGGACUUGCAACCAGUUACUUACUCGGAGCCUGCGUUUUGGUGUUCAAUAGCAUAUUAUGAAUUGAAUCAAAGAGUGGGAGAAACCUUCCAUGCGUCUCAGCCUUCCCUGACUGUAGAUGGCUUUACAGAUCCAUCAAAUUCAGAGCGAUUUUGUCUAGGUCUGCUUUCCAAUGUAAACAGAAAUGCUACAGUGGAAAUGACAAGGCGACAUAUAGGCAGGGGAGUGCGUCUGUAUUACAUUGGUGGAGAAGUUUUUGCCGAGUGCCUGAGUGAUAGCGCGAUCUUUGUUCAGAGCCCCAACUGUAAUCAAAGAUAUGGCUGGCAUCCUGCAACUGUGUGCAAAAUUCCGCCAGGAUGCAAUCUAAAAAUCUUUAAUAACCAAGAAUUUGCUGCUCUUCUGGCUCAAUCUGUGAAUCAGGGCUUUGAAGCAGUUUAUCAGCUUACUAGAAUGUGUACCAUAAGAAUGAGCUUUGUUAAAGGAUGGGGGGCUGAAUACAGGCGGCAGACGGUAACAAGCACUCCUUGCUGGAUUGAGCUUCACCUGAACGGGCCUCUACAGUGGCUGGACAAAGUAUUGACUCAGAUGGGCUCCCCUUCAGUUCGCUGCUCCAGCAUGUCCUAAAACUCUCCUCUGUCACCAGUGGGCUAAAAAUAGAGUCCAGUCAACAGACUUAAUAUAACAGCUCGUCUGUCGUAGUAUUUGUGUGUGGUCCCCAUGAACUGUUUACUAUCUAAAAAGGUUUUUUAAAAAUAAAAAAAAAAAAAAAAAAAGGAAAAGAAAAAAAAAAGAAAAGAAAAAACAGCACUUGAGGUCUCAUCAGUUAAAGCACCUUGUGGAUUCUGUUUCCUAUACUCUGAUACUAGAUGAAAAUUUAGUGUAUAGAAAAGCCUUCUUCAGAAAGAAGGGACAGUUCUAAAGACUCUUUAAUGGUGUUUUUUAUUGGGUAUAUAAUUGAGUGUCCUAAUGGUUAUCAAUAACAUGAAUAGCUAAGUAUAUAUACAGAUAAUGUAUCACGAUCUCAAAUAUCACAGUAUUGUGCUGUUCUACAUUUUAGUUCCCAUAAACAGCCAUUUUGGUUUUUGAUUGGGGCAGGUAUCUCUUAAAAUUCCAAGACUUUGCUCCCUUAUUCUUUUAUAUUUUUUUAAUAUAAGCAGGUUUUCAAGUUGUCCUAAACAUAAAAAGACUUUCCUUAUAGAAAAGCUGAAUUUUUUGCUGCGUUCUUAAAGAGAAAAUCCCUCCAUUGGAAGGGGAAGAAAUGUUUUGAGAUUCAUCUGUGAAGUCUUAAGACACUUUAUAUACUUAAUGGGGCCUAAAAUGAAUUCAUAUUACAAAUUCUGAGUGUCCAUCACACUAGCAGUCUGCUUUUUGAUACCCAUCUGAGUUGAUGCAUCUGUUGCCAGCAGCGUUACUGGCAGUGAUGUAAUUUGGGACUUUUUUUGUACCUUGGAUCAUUGAAAUGAGUGGUUUUUCUCAUGGACUGAGAAUUUACCAUGGCUUUGGAUUUUUGAUUAAGUGCACAAGGUUAUUGGCUUACCCCUUACAUCUGUAUUUUUUUUCAUUGAAUAAGUCUUACCCCUUAUCAUCUGUAUUUUUUUCAUUUUUUCAUGUGUCACUAAAAAUAAUGGGGUUUAGUUUUUGGAGCCGUAGACCUUGAAAAAUCAUUUCCCGGGGUAAGCUAGACUCUUUUUGUUUAGGUUUUAAAUAGAUGCAGCUUCUUAACAUAUUUCAGUAACAGAAUUUAAAUUUCUUAUCUGAGUCGCUUUUAUAGUUUACUUACACACCAGAUCAUACGCAUUCAUUAUGUCAUAAUGGGCCUUGUUAUUAAAAGUAGUUGCUUCUGCAAAACCUCUAGAAUAGUGGUUGCUGAGGUAUGACCAGCGAAGGAGGACUUCCAGGUUCUUCAUGACAGUGCAUGUUAUUGUGAACCCUUGGACACUACAGCUGCACCAUAUUAAAAAUAUUCUGAAAUAUAUUCUACAAAUAAGUCUGGGUUGGGGCUGGGUUGGGAAACUGUAUAGAAGGGUUAUUCUGACUUGAAAAAUACACAUCUUACUAACAAUCUUGUGAUCUAGCUGUCUGUCAUUCUUUUGUUAUUGUGGCAGUAGCAGGAUUGCCUUUGUCUGUUUUUUUCCAUUGUUUCAUCAAUUACACUAGUUCUGUACUUUGUAAGUACAGCUAGUGAUAACUUAGCUUCGAGAACAAAAAUGUGGCCAGUGUUACAGCUUUUAAUCACUUGACUGAAUUGAUGGUAGUGAUGGAUAUUUUUAUGCCAUAAUGACUAGGGCAUAGAAGCAAUACCAAAAAAUCAAGCCUUGAGAAAAUGGGCCAGACACCUUUCAAAAAUUGGCAAAGCAGUUACCAGUUUGUGCUAGUUUUACCAGUAGACUAAUGUAUUGGUAGAACUUGUGAGUUUAAGAGAUAAGCUUCAUGCGUGUUGCAUUUGCCUAAUAUGUGAAUACACUAAUAAAAGUUUUAAUUCUCACAA
Cyanistes caeruleus (blue tit) is the source of this 3607-nucleotide messenger RNA. It is a transcript of the gene SMAD2, whose product is annotated as SMAD family member 2. NCBI's taxonomy places the organism in Eukaryota, Metazoa, Chordata, Aves, Passeriformes, Paridae. Gene Ontology annotation, molecular function: RNA polymerase II cis-regulatory region sequence-specific DNA binding; I-SMAD binding; DNA-binding transcription factor activity, RNA polymerase II-specific. The record is from RefSeq and is a predicted model, not a curated record. Gene Ontology annotation, cellular component: heteromeric SMAD protein complex. Gene Ontology annotation, biological process: SMAD protein signal transduction; transforming growth factor beta receptor signaling pathway; cell differentiation.